Molecule: messenger RNA, 261 nt
Organism: Kwoniella botswanensis
Lineage: Eukaryota; Fungi; Basidiomycota; Tremellomycetes; Tremellales; Cryptococcaceae
Exons: 2
Coding region: 1-261 (86 amino acids)
Biological process (GO): regulation of DNA-templated transcription
Molecular function (GO): DNA-binding transcription factor activity, RNA polymerase II-specific; zinc ion binding
Source: RefSeq, a predicted model, not a curated record
AUGAAAUCUCGUCCAGCUCUUAUCUCCCUCCGUACGGCAAAGUCUUGUCCCUCAGUGCUCAUUGUUCCCUUCAUGUCACCUCCGCCUGAGCCAGAUCCAGCUAAAGACACUUCGAACCAGCCCCCGGUUAAGAAAAGGAAGCGGAGGUCCCAUUUGAAUUGUGCAGAAUGUCGAAGGUUGAAGCUCAAAUGCGACAGGACAGGCAAGUCACGCUAUGUGACGGAAUAUCGAGGAAUGCAGCUCACGGUUGCCCAACUAUAG